This is a messenger RNA of Haliotis rubra (blacklip abalone), 443 nucleotides long. RefSeq names its product alpha-L-fucosidase-like. The transcript is spliced from 2 exons. The coding region runs from base 11 to 424 and encodes 137 amino acids. The record is from RefSeq and is a predicted model, not a curated record. Lineage: Eukaryota; Metazoa; Mollusca; Gastropoda; Lepetellida; Haliotidae. Gene Ontology annotation, molecular function: alpha-L-fucosidase activity. Gene Ontology annotation, cellular component: lysosome. Gene Ontology annotation, biological process: glycoside catabolic process; fucose metabolic process.
UGGCGGCAACAUGCUGAUGAAUGUUGGACCCACCAAAGAUGGCCUGAUCAUACCCCUGUUCCAGGAACGCCUGCUGAAUAUGGGCGAGUGGCUCAACGUCAAUGGUGAUGCCAUCUACAGUACUCGUCCCUGGACUUUCCAGAACGACUCCCUCACCAACAAUACAUGGUAUACCUCUAAAGUGACGGCCAGUGGCCGGAAUGUGUAUGCUAUCAUCCUCGACUGGCCGAAAGGGGAGACUCUGAGCCUUGGCCGACCUUUGACCACGGUUGCCACCACAGUGAGCCUGAUGGGAUAUCCUGGGAAGUUCAACUGGAAGGAGCGAAGCACUGGCGGCAUGGACAUCGAGAUUCCAGCCAUCCCCAUCAACAAGAUGCCGUGUAAAUAUGCCUGGGCGUUCCAGCUGACUGGUAUAGAGAAUUGAUGAAGUAGGACCACAUAGA